GACCUUCUCAACCCAUUCACAGAGAUGCCCAAGAUGUCCACGAUGGCAUCAUCUAGAGCAUCAAACACUCCGCAGCUGAGGAAUGAUCCGGUCCAGCUGGAUGUAUCCGCCAACGUCGAGAGCAAUUCUCCAUCCCCAUCCAAGUCUCAAGGCCCGUACGCUUUGCGGCCCGGCGACUGUUUGAAAGGCAAAUUUCUCCAUGCCCCGUUCCAUUCCAAGCUCGAACAAGAAAAUAUCAUCGAGGAUGGCCGAAAGGUAUACGACGUCCCCUUCCUGCUCGUCAUGCCAGCGGGUCUCGACCGGACGAGCGACCGCGCCGGACACAGUUGUAGACCACUGCCGCCGUCUUUCAGGAACACACGCACGUCUUUUAGCAGUUGGAACCCUGUCAUACCUCCCAAUGUCUUCAUCACCUACGCCAUGUGCAUGUCGGUGACCUAUUCUGUCGCCGGUGACGAUGCAUCGAUGUCAACAAAAACCGCCGAGGCCACCAAGCUGCUGCACUUUCUUCCAUACAUUGAACUCCAACCCCCAAUCGAGAUUCAGUGCUUUCCCGACGAGUACAUCCUCUCGGCAAGGCAGCCCGUCUGGAAUUCCAUCAUCGGGCGCAAGCUUGGGCAUAUGACGAUCACGACCCUGGAGCCCAGGCCUCUUAUUUACCACACAGAUUCCUUGUCUUCCACGGAGUGCGAGUUCCGCAUCACCAUAGAGGGCGGCAGGCUUGUCGGCCCUCCGCCUAAGAGCCUGGUAACGGGGACGGGCCCUACUCGGCUUGACAACGAUGUUGUCAACCUGGAUAAACACUGCGCCUCUCAUUUAUUUUGGACGUCUGGCAUCGGACGCGCAAAUUCUCAGCAAGCUUCGGCACUUGAAACGAUGUCUUCCACCGUUCGUGUUAUCAUCAAGCCGCCCUUCAGGCUGCUACCGAACUUUUGCAGCGACUUUGUCGCCUUGCAAUAUUCCAUAGUCACUCGCGUUUGGGUCGGCAAAGUGUACGCGAGGCCUUUCUUUGUUGCAACGCCACUCCAAGUAGCACAUCCAUGUCCUGCCCGGCCGUCCCGGGGAGGAAUGGAUGCCGACUUGUUGGCGCCUUCACCAGAAUCACCAUGCGGUGAGGAAGUCUGUUGCUCAGCCUUUGCUGCAGAUAUUGAGAUAGACCACUCUCAGGCUCCACCACCAUAUGUCGAUCGGCGACAAGCCAGCGCAAGAUCAGGGUAGCACUUCUUUCCAUCUGGGUGCUUGAAAGCGAAACUACGAAUGAAGCUUUGAAUAUCGGCAGGCACUGUUGAACCUAUUACAUCGUAUGUGGGUGAUGUUACAAGACUCAUGACCACCUCCUAAAUCGGACAAAACCGGUAAUAAGCCGUUUUUGAGUCAAGGUAAAUCAAAGCAGACUCUCUAGGAGGCCUUACCGAGGGGUUACGAUAGGACUGUGUUCGUCGUACGGAGGUAUGCGGUUUCAAGAAUUGCCCAUCGGAAACAUCAUGCAAAGAAGCUACC
Molecule: messenger RNA, 1500 nt
Organism: Verticillium dahliae VdLs.17
Lineage: Eukaryota; Fungi; Ascomycota; Sordariomycetes; Glomerellales; Plectosphaerellaceae
Exons: 4
Coding region: 25-1218 (397 amino acids)
Source: RefSeq, a predicted model, not a curated record